CGGCGGCGCAAGUGAGCAAUUCCCACGGCGCAGUGUAUACCGAUACAGCAGCGUGAGUGCCAGUGCGCGUGCGCACGCGAUCGACCCCAGCUCGGAAUUCGUGUGUUGUCCAGCUCUGUAGAGUAUAGUGGAACCAGUGAUAAUCUCCCGACUGACACCAUGCGACCAGUGUCGGUGUUAGUUUUCGUCGCUCUUGUUACACUAGGAAUGGCGCAGGACACCACGACCGAUGCUUUUAACGAUAAACUUAAUGCCAUCGAUUCGAAACCUUCAGUGCGAUUAGAUCCAUAUAUUCGGAAAGCUUUGCUGAAAGCAUUGAGCGAACUUGAAGACAGCGAUAACACAACUACAGAUGACGAUAUUAUAGAUAAUUCUACUAUCGAUUCAGAACUUUUAAAAAGCGGAGAGGAACCUUCGCAUACCUUACAACCACCUUUAGUCAAUGAAGAGAUUAAAAUACAUUCCUUUUUGGUUGACGGACAGCAAGCUUUUGCAGGCAAAAUCAACACAACACCAACAUUUAUCGAUAAAAAAAUAUCGAUUUUGAGUACUACCUCAGGUAAUGUCGAAAAUUACGUGACGGCUACGCUUCCAACUCAAACUCCUUUUAAAGAAAUCUUUCAAACAAAAGAAUCUGGUAUAAACCUUCAACAGGUUAGAAGUAUUCAAAGCACUUCUCAGUCUAGUACGAAAAAUAAUAUAAGUAAAGAAACUACUUUCAAACCUACAUCAACUACAACUACUACCACAACAACUACUACAACGACUACUACAACUCCAAAACCAACACAUAACGAAGAUGGCGAAAAUAUAGAAGAAGUUGAUAAACGUGAUGUUCAAGUAUUUCAGGCUCCUUUACUAGCAGCUUUUACAGUUCACCAAGAUGCACAUGGUUUACCAAAAAAAGUUAUACCAAUUUAUCAGCAAUCGAAUAUACAAGAACCAUUGAAACCACAACCCGCCACAAAUAUACCGACAGGAGUUUUACCUCCACAAAAUAAUUUUGCCGUUUCUAGUGUAAAUUUAAACCAAAUUCCACAAAAUGAUUUCGUAAGCCAACAACUAGCACUACAAAAGCAAUUAGAAGAAAAACAAAGGAUCUUAGAGGAACAACUUCGAGUAUUACUGCUUCAACAAAGACAACAAGAGGAACUAUUACGAAAACAACAACUUCUUUUACAACAAAAAGAUGCUCAACGUCAACAACAAAUUUUAUUUGAACAAGAACAGCUAAAAAGACAGCAACUUCAUUCGGAUCAACAAAAAGUGCAAAUUGUACCAAGCUUGAGUAAUAUACACGUACAAGGAUUACCGAAGCCAGUUCAGCAAAAUUCGUUUAUAAAUCAAAAUAACCAAGUACGGCCAACACAAAAUGCACAAGUAUCUAUUCAACCCAGUGUACCAAUAGAACAUCAAAAUAUAGUCGGCAAUCAACAACAGUUGCCUAAUCGUGAAGCGGUUGACUUUUUAUUGCACUUACGCAAUCAGCAACCCGAGCAGUUUCCAUUACAGGAAAAUCAUUUACCACAAGGCAUAAGUAAUUUUUUGCAGCCUAAUCCUGUUAAUUUUCACCAAGGGCUUAAUUUUAAUCAAUUAAGAGGAUUCGAUCAAGUUAGCCAAGCAAAACAGAGUAAUCGUGUAUUUCGUCAAGAAAGCGGUGUUAGUAAUUUAGGAUUAAAUAAUAAUAAUAAUCAAAAUUAUAACAGAUUUAAUACAUUUACUCCAAUACACACAAACCAUUUCUUUAAUAGACCAAAUCAAUUUAGCCCUGAUGCGGAAUUACACCAAUUAUUAGCUCAAACAGGAUUAAAUUCGAGGAGUCACGAGGAUUUAAAUAUAGUAUCUAAAGUAUUAUCUUUAAAUCAUGGUAUACCUCUAAAUAAUAACAUUUCGAAUAGACUGCCCUUCGAUAGCAGAAGACAAAUAAGAACACAAGUGUAAAUUUCUAAAGGCCGUUUUUAAUAAUAUACACUGAUAACUGACAGGCUAUAUAGACUGUAACUACCUAAUUAAUUUUUUCUAUGCUCAAAGUACAUUAACAACAGUUUGUCAGUUAUCGAUUUGGAGAGGUACAAUUUGAAUACUUAUCCAUAAAUUAUUGAGACGCUUUUGUCAUUUUGAAACAUUAACCAUAGCCUUAUCAAUAACGGCCACAAAUAACUCCUCAGUAUCAUAACUCUCCUCUAUAAACCCAUUUAAAAAUUUUGUCAUAUUAAUUGAACAAAAGGAAUCCACACUAAAAUUAUUAUGACUACCAGAACGAGAACAAGUUUAAAUGUACAAUUCAAAACAGUAAUCUAAAUGUAAGUAAGAACAGGUAAUUAAAAACUAUAAGUAGUAAUAGCUACGACAUAGUAAAAACAUUACAAUAAACUGUAAACUGUGUCGUUAAUCAAAGGAACAAGCAAAAGUAGUAUUUGUUUCUACUUUUCAGCGUCUUACAGAAAUAAAAAAAGAGAGAAAGAGUUAUGAAAAAAGGAGAGCUAGAACCUAUUUAUUGAAUAAGUAGACUUUAUUUCAAUAUUCAGGUAGAUAUUAAUGCCUGCUUUGCCUACCUUAUAAUACAAGAUGAUUCAUGGAUGAUUUUCAUUGUAUCUGCGUCUCAUCUUACACUCCAAGUCAGUAACAAUAGACAUGUUAAUAACCAAAGAAAUGUGGUAACGUCGUGUCACCCUAUAUAAUCAACUACGAGUAUCGUUCAUCUUAAAUAUUGUUUCUUUAACUUGCGUUAGACAUAAAUAAUUAUUUAUUUUAACUAUAAUGAUUGUGAACUGCCAUAAGUAAUAAAUUUUAGAAGACCCAACUAUUUUUAAGAUCUAUAGUAAGUAGUCGGAUACAUAUCUACUUACAAGUCCAUUGACUUGGGACGUAUUCUAAAAUAUUUGGAAUUAUCUCAAACAAGAAUUUUAUAUUAUAGAAAAACAUACUUAAUCUAAUCUAUAGGAAUACAAAAUGAUAUUCUAUUGAAGAUAUUUAAUUUUAGAGAUAGGUUUAAAAAGUGACAUUCCAUAAUUUUAGAAUCGAUCCCAACGUCCUUGACGAUAAGUUUAUAUUGAAGGUACAAUUAUUGUGACAGUAGUCUAAUUAUGGUUACUCAUAUUCUACAUAUUUUGGUAAUACUUACAGUAUUAACACAUCAGUUUCAACAAAAGGAUAAAUCAAUAAUAAUUUAUCCACGAAAUACUCAACUUUAUAGAUUAUGAAAUCAAAGAUAUUACAAGCAACAAAAUUCUGUAAAUUCUUUAUAUAUAAUUACUUGUUGGGUUGUAUGUACUUAUAUGUAGAUUUAGUUUUAGUAGGUGCAUAUGUGAAUAGAAAUGUCGAGAUGUGGAUACCUAAACACUGCAAAAGGUGCUGGUUUGAAGACUAAUUUAAAAAAUAUGUAAUAUGACAAAAAACUAAUUUUCAUAUUGAUCCACCACUACAAUAAAAUUAUGAUUUCCUUUAUUUUAUAAAAGAUUAUUUAAUAUCCUAUUUAAAAUACCUAAUGUAUCUUUAUCUGUCACUUCACAUAUGUAGUUAUCUACACUUUUUUUUCGAUGGAUGUUAGAGGAAUGGCGCCUGCGCUAACAAUAUACGCUGACGGGGCACCAAUGAGGGAUAAUAAGUGGGAAUGAAAGGGCAGGUCAGUUAGCCCAUCGUGAUGAAUACACCUGGAAUUCAGCACGUUGGUUUCAAGGGGGACCACGUGUAGGUCGACCUGAUAGGGUAUAUUGCUGGCAGUGGGAUUUAUAGUCCACAUUACUAAUAAUCCCCCCCCCCAGUACCUACACUUUGGUAUUAGUUACCUGAUUUUUAAUUUCAAUAUGGAAAAUAAAACAGUAAUUUCGCGGAAUUAUGAAAUUAAAAUAUUAGUUUAUGACAUAAGUUUAUAGAAAUGGUUCCUCAGAAUUGGCUUCAAUGACUUUCAGAAUAAGAGGCUCUUUGUGGUUUAAGAAAAAAAUAUGGUGGAUCAACUCAGAUGAAUUACACAAAACUUACUACCUACUAUUACCUACCUGUUUUUGUAUCAAUCCCUAUCAACUGAACAAACAUCUAAAUUAAGAUUGCCUAUCCACCUAGAUGGGUACCUAUAUGUAGAUAUCAUCACAACUAUUGUCUUAGUUAUUUUUAUGUUUUCACUAUGUUACUCAAGAACAAAUUCGAAUAAAUUAUCAUUAACCAUUUACACUACAUUAUCAUUAAUGAAAUUAAAUGUCACAAUAAAAUAUUCAACCUAGGUACGACAUUUAAUCAAUUAGUCAAGAUACGAGUUAAGUGUACGCGCUUCAACAGGAACUUAAAUAUCUAGUGUUAAAAAGUACCUAUUAUUAGUAGUAGAUAAUAUGAACAUUAAUAUUAUAUUGAAAACCUAUGUAUCCAAUGUAGGUAAUUACGAAAUUUCACAGUCCUAAACUGUUAAGUCAUAUUUCAUGUACCUAUUUUAAGUUUGUAAAUAAAUAUAUUAUGUAAUAUAAAAAUUAUUUAUUUAUUUAUCCUUUAGAUAUGCUUAGAUGACGUGUGAUAUUAAUAAUAUAUUCAUAAAUAUUUAAAGAGCUUCGUUAAUUGUAAACGCUACUCCUACCAACCUAAAACCAGUGGGGGGAAAGGGAUUAUUAAUAACGGGGUCAAACAGCCCUAUUACUAGCAAUAUACCCUGUCAGGUCAACCUCCACGUGGUUCUCCCUGGAAACCAUCGUGACUAAUUCUAGUUUAAUUCGUCAGGAUGGGCUAAU
Messenger RNA from Galleria mellonella (greater wax moth), 4715 nucleotides. RefSeq names its product transcription factor SPT20 homolog. The transcript is spliced from 2 exons. The record is from RefSeq and is a predicted model, not a curated record. The coding region runs from base 160 to 1941 and encodes 593 amino acids. Lineage: Eukaryota; Metazoa; Arthropoda; Insecta; Lepidoptera; Pyralidae.